UGGAAGUGAACCUUAGAAGGCUGCUGGAGGCGGCUCCUCGUCAGCAGAAUCCGGCUAAGCUUGUCCAUUAUGUUACCACAGCCAGGGAGCUAUUGGAGCAGCUAGGAGCAGAGACCACACCAGAAGGGAUAUCAAGUGUUUCUAAAGCUAAGCUUUCUGAAUAUUCAGAAAAGAUUGAAGCACUUGCUGCCAGGCUAGCAGCUUCAGUGCCUGAAAAUGAAAAGCCAGAUGUUGAAAGCAGAGAAGAAGAAAUCUCUGAGGAAAUAGCUAAGGCAGAAAGCCCAAUAUCUUUAUCAUCAGGAUUGCGAAGGAGAUCAGCAGCUCAUGUCGAGGUUCGUGCAAGCCAACAGGAGAGGAAAGGAGAUAUCGGUGCACCUAUCAAAUUGGAUGCAGAAGCUCAGGCUCACAUCGAGAAGCACAGGAAGCUGCAAGAAGAUUUAACUGAUGAAAUGGUCGAGUUAGCACGCCAGCUGAAGGAAAGUAGCCUUAUGAUGAACCAAUCUGUGCAAGAGACGGAGAAGAUCCUUGAUUCCACCGAGAGGGCCGUGGAGCAUAGCUUGGCGAGUACCGGCCGCGCAACCUCGCGAGCGGCGGAGGUCUACUCGCUGACUUCCAAGACGACGUGCUUCCAGUGGCUGCUCAUCCUUGUGAUGACCUGCGUGUUUGUAAUGGUGGUUCUGCUCAUACGGAUCACUUAGCUUGAAGGACGAGUGCGGCAGCAGCAGCGGGCACUCUCGUCUACUCGUCUUUGUUUCAUGGGUUCUAACAUGAUCAGAAAUCCCCAAUUCAGGAGUGUAGCCUCACAGCAAGACGGACGGUGUACCGUGGAUCAAUGUGCUCUUUCGUGUUGCUGGAUGAUAGCUGCGUGUAAUCUGUAUAAAACUGGAUGAUUGCUGCGUGUAAUCUGUAUAAAACCGGUGAUUGCUGUUUUCCUGUUUCGUAA
Molecule: messenger RNA, 943 nt
Organism: Setaria italica (foxtail millet)
Lineage: Eukaryota; Viridiplantae; Streptophyta; Magnoliopsida; Poales; Poaceae
Biological process (GO): retrograde vesicle-mediated transport, Golgi to endoplasmic reticulum
Cellular component (GO): endoplasmic reticulum; SNARE complex
Molecular function (GO): SNAP receptor activity
Source: RefSeq, a predicted model, not a curated record